Molecule: messenger RNA, 4105 nt
Organism: Conger conger (European conger)
Lineage: Eukaryota; Metazoa; Chordata; Actinopteri; Anguilliformes; Congridae
Gene: acbd3
Product: acyl-Coenzyme A binding domain containing 3
Exons: 9
Coding region: 25-1683 (552 amino acids)
Cellular component (GO): Golgi membrane
Molecular function (GO): fatty-acyl-CoA binding
Source: RefSeq, a predicted model, not a curated record
UGGCCGCUUCAGCUGACAUUCGGCAUGAUGGCGAUGGAAAUACAGAGCUCCGACGCCAACAGUGGCAGCUCAAGCCGACUUGAAGUGUCCAUUGAUGGACUGACCCUCAGCCCUGAUCCCGAAGGCGACCAGGAGCAUGUCGAAAGGACAGAUUCUCAACAGCUGGAGCAGGAAAGCGAAGUUCAGAGUUCACCUGAGGGCAAAGAUGUGGAGGAGGGCGAGACUGCCACAGCCAUGGAAAGGAAAUGGGGAUUUUCUCUCGAGGAGCUGUAUGGGCUGGCACUGAAAUUCUUCAAAGAAAAAGAUGGAAAAGCGUUCCAUCCAACCUAUGAAGAGAAGCUCCGUCUGGUGGCGCUCCACAAGCAGGUCCUUCUGGGCCCCUACAACCCAGAUGCCUCUCCGGAAGUGGGCUUCUUCGAUGUACUGGGAAAUGACAGGAGGAGAGAAUGGGCGUCCCUAGGCAACCUUGCUAAGGAAGAGGCCAUGGUGGAGUUUGUGAAACUGCUUAACAAAUGCUGUAAUUUAUUUGCACCUUACGUCACGUCACACAAAAUUGAGAAGGACGAACAGGAGCGGAAAAGGAGAGAGGAGGAAGAGCGGCAGCGCAUGGAGGAAGAGGAGCGUGAGCGGCAGCGGCAGGAGGAAGAGCAGCGACGCAGGGAGGAAGAGGAGCGGCUGCAGAGGGAGGAGGAGGAGAGGCGGCAGGCGCAGGAGGAGAGGCUCCGUAUGGAGCAGCAGAAGCAGCAGAUAAUGGCGGCGCUGAACGCGCAGACGGCGGUGCAGUUCCAGCAGUACGCGGCACAGCAGUACCCAGAGAGCCCUGAGCAGCAGCAGGUGCUGAUCCGCCAGCUGCAGGAGCAGCACUACCAGCAGUACAUGCAGCAGCUCUACCAGGUGCAGCUGGCCCAGCAGCAGGCCGCUCUGCAGAGGCAGCAGGACGAAGCCGUGGUGUCUCUGUCAUCGGCGGAAACAGCUGUAAGUGCAGUGCCCCCUGCUGAAGCGGAUGUCCCGACGCUGAAUGGUCAGCCAGACGAGCACUCUGAGAGCCCGGACCGGGAGCCGGAGGUGGAGCUAGGCGAGGAGCCCACAGAAAAUGGACCAAUAGAUCAAAGAGGAGCGACCCCGGUCUUCGAGGACCAUGUUCCUGCAGGUACAUAUGGUUUAACAAGUGAUCAAGAACCAGACACUGUCCCGGUAAUCGCAGCACCCUCCAUGUGGACCCGGCCUCAAAUAAAGGACUUCAAGGAGAAGAUCCGGCAAGACGCGGACUCGGUGAUCACGGUGGGCCGCGGGGAGGUGGUGACGGUGCGGGUCCCCACGCACGAGGAGGGCUCCUACCUCUUCUGGGAGUUCGCCACCGACCACUAUGAUGUGGGCUUCGGCGUUUACUUCGAGUGGACAAACUCUCCCAACACCGCCGUCAGCGUGCAUGUCAGCGAAUCCAGCGACGACGAAGAGGACGAGGAAGGCGAGGUCCAGAGCGAGGAGGAAAAGGUCAAGAAGAGCACCAACAAGCCGCAGGUGGACGAGAUUGUGCCGGUCUACCGGCGGGACUGCCAUGAGGAGGUGUACGCUGGGAGCCACCAGUACCCCGGCAGAGGGGUCUACCUGCUCAAAUUCGACAACUCCUACUCCCUCUGGAGAUCGAAAGCCGUCUACUACAGGGUCUACUACACCAGAUAAGCCAGGAGGAGGAUGCCGGAGCGGGGUGGGGCAGGGAGAGGAGGGGCCGUGAGCCGGGGCCUCUCCCCGCCUUGGCACGGGAAGGGACGAGGCGUGGAGGACACAACAGCACGCCUCGCUCGAGAGGGUGUCUCUCGUUCAGCUUUCAAGGAGGGGAUAAUCGAUUCUACGUUUCCAUUCACCGUCUUUCUCUCUCUCUCUCUACUCUCUCGAUAGCAGCCUGACGUUUUAUGGGUCUCUUGUUCAGCGAAAACACUGCCUUACCUUCGUCCAAAAGGAGCGAGCAUGACUCAUAAACACCCCUGAUACCAUAUUAGUUCUUUACUGCAUGAUUUUCAUGAGUAGAUGAUCUGCGUUUUUCUGUGAACGGUCCGCAAAUGGCUUUCGGCGGCGAUCCAUAUUGUGUACUAGCGAAGUCGGCUGUGAUGCAUGAUACUGAGUUUACCAUGCUACUGAAGGAACAAGGAAGGAGUCCCGAAUGAUGAGGAUGGAUUCUAUAUCUUUUUUCUUUUCUUUUUUUCUUUUUUUUUCUGAUUAGUGUGAUUAAUAAAGGAUGUGUGGGAUCGGGUUUGGAAAUCUGAAGAAUUAUGAAGUAGUUUCACGUGUUCUCAUUAUGGUGAAAUAUCCUGGAUUGGUAAACAUUUUAUGGUUUUAUUCCAACUACAUUACGGCCAUUGAAGCAGGAGCUUGGUGGUGAAGCGGGUGCAUGUUUGAAAUGUGUGUGGAAAUUUGGGUCAUGAUCUCAGGCUAUGAACGUAAUAGAAAAAGGGUGGGUUUUUGCGUUUUUGUCCUUUUCUUUUUUUAAUGCAUCUGAUUUAAGAGUAUGGUCCUCUUGACCUCCUGUUGUGGUCAGAUGGUGAGAAACGCGGCCUUGAUGAAAAACGAGACUGAUUCUGCUGUUUAACCAGCAAUACUGCAGAAGAUUGUAGUCGUAACGUAACUCAUAAUGUGUGGUAAAAAGUAAAAAGCUCCUCCAAGUCUCCACUUGAGUAGCACAGCGCAGCACAAACAGCUCCAGAGAGGCAGGGCUCAUCUGCUGUCACCCUGACGAGUCCUUACAGUGUGCUCUUGCUUUCUUGCCAUUUAGUUUUCAGAAAUGCGCUUUCUUGUUUGGUGCUUGUCUGAUGUCUGUGUUCUGUUUGAGUGCUCGUUCAGUGAAGAAAUAGACACUCGCGUCUGACAGGUGAAACAGAGGACCAUGCCAGAGCUCUUGUUUGCUGUAACGUUCAGAGCAGUCAUCCGCAGAUUUUUGGUGCCAUCCGGCCGGAAUGGUUUGUACUGGAGCUUGCAUCCAAGCCUCAGCCAUACCCCCCCCCCCCCACUGAAGGUGUGAUGUUGGCAGAUAUCGCUUUCCAGUUAUGAUGGUCUUCGUGCAACUGUUCAAAUUGAAAUAACAAAGCGUUUAAAAACCCUAAGAAUCCUUUCUCAUUUUCUUCUCACCGUAAGUAUUGUAAUUUUAUGGCAUAAUUUAUGCAAGGUAAGAUCUGGUAUUUGGGAUGUCUGUCCCAUAGAGUUGUGAUGGAGUCAAGUUGGUGCGUAGGAACUCGACACUGGAUUUGUACGUUGUCACCUUUUCAAUUUGUGCCUGUCCAAAAAGCCAGGCUUGAUCGAAUACCCCUCUGUCAAUCUCCAUAAUACCGCAAUUAUUGCAUGGCAUCUUUUACCUGGAAUUCCUAUGGAAACAGUGAGUAUGCAAGUUGUGUUAUAGGUUGGGUUACUUCAAAUGGAGUGCUUUGGAUAUGAAUGAAAGUGAUGUGUGGGAGGAAUGCAAGACUGGAUACAGUACAUCAGUUGAGCACAUCCCAGGCCCCCUUGCCUCUGACCUAAGACCCAAAGUAAGAACUCCACUUUGCACCAAAAAUUCUUCAAACGCACUGAAUCUUAUGCCUGGAUUUCAGAUUUCUGCUUUCUGUUGCUUCUGUGUUCCUUUGGCACAUUAACAUGACAAGAUACCAGGCCUCAUCAUUAAAGGCUUUUUUCUUGGCUAAACAUCCCAUGAAGAAGAAAAAAAAAAAAGUUCAGUGGGGUUGGAUUCCUUGCAUUCUGCUGUUCGAAUGUUCCCAGUGUCCUGUAGUGCACUUCGUUUUUGCACCCUGUGCCCUGAUGGGAAAGCGCAUCACUAUUCAGGAUGACUUGGUAGUAUUGGUUUACCACAACAUCACUUAAGGCUGAAACAGGUAUUGUUUUUAAGGUCAUAGACAAAAAUGAUUUCCUUCAUCAAGCCAAUUAGUUUUUUUUUUGUUUUUUUUUUUGUUUUUUUUCAGUCAACAAACCAGGAAGUAAAACUCUGUUUGUUUUUACUGUUUAUUCCUGGUAGAAUUUUUCAUUAAGCCAAUAAAAUCCACAUUCAUGGAAGUAAUCCAUUUUUAUUUCAGUGCAUAAUUUCAGCCAUUAAAAAAAGUGGUUCUUUAAGAAAAUGAAA